ACAAAAAAUGUUUGGUUUUCCAUAAAAUAUCGACGAUAAGUAGACAAGUAACACGGGUUCAGUUUCUAUAAUCUCCCGAUUAUCAUUUUUUUGAAUAUAUUCUCGGGGAUGGGAGAGAGAUACGACGAAUCAGACGGUGUAGAGAAGGCGACGAUUCCUCUGUUAAGGGGUCAACAUGAAGCUGAGGACGACGGAGAUAUAUUGGUUGAGACUAAGAAAUUAUGGCGUAUCGUUGGACCAGCUAUAUUCACCAGAAUCUCGACCAACUUGAUCCUCGUCAUCACGCAGGCCUUUGCCGGCCACCUCGGCGAGCUAGAACUCGCCGCCAUCUCCAUCGUCAGCAACGUCAUCAUCGGCUUCAACGUCGGCCUCCUGCUUGGAAUGGCGAGUGCGUUGCAAACGUUGUGCGGUCAAGCUUUUGGAGCGAAAAGAUAUGACAUGUUAGGAGUAUAUUUGCAGCGAUCUUGGAUUGUUCUCUUCUUAUUCUCCAUCUUGCUACUCCCUAUGUACUUCUUUGCAACUCCCAUUCUUAAGUACUUUGGCCAGCCUGACGACAUCGCCGAGCUCUCCGGUUCCAUCGCAGUUUGGGUCAUUCCUAUCCAUUUUGCAUUUGCCUUCGUUUUCCCUCUCAGCCGAUUCCUCAAUUGCCAGCUCAAGAAUAGGGUGAUUGCAAUAUCAUCUGGAAUAGCACUUGUAGUUCACAUAUUUGUGUGCUGGCUUUUUGUAUACGGUCUUAAACUUGGAGUCAUAGGGACAGUGGCUACUGUUAACGUGUCAUGGUGGCUAAAUCUCGUCAUCUUAUUUACUUACACCACCUGCGGCGGCUGUCCGCUCACUUGGACCGGUUUCUCCAUGGAAGCUUUCACAGGACUUUGGGAGUUCGCUCAUCUCUCUGCCUCCUCCGGAGUCAUGCUUUGCUUGGAGAGUUGGUACUAUAAGAUUCUAAUUCUAAUGACUGGAAAUCUGGAAGAUACAAAAAUUGCUGUCGACUCCCUGUCUAUAUGCAUGAUGAUAAAUGGACUGGAGAUGAUGAUUCCAAUUGCUUUCCUCACCGGGACAAGCGUACGAGUGGCCAAUGAAUUAGGAGCAGGCAAUGGAAAAGGAGCAAGAUUUGCAAUGAUCAUAUCAGUGACACAAUCGUUAAUCAUCGGAAUAAUACUUUCGGUGCUUGUUGUAUUCCUUCAUGAUCAAAUUGGUUGGAUUUUCUCUUCAAGUGAAACUGUCAUUAACGCAGUCAAGAAUCUUUCUAUUCUUUUAGCUUUCACGAUUCUUCUCAACAGUGUUCAACCGGUUCUUUCUGGUGUCGCCGUUGGUUCAGGUUGGCAAUCAUUUGUGGCGUAUAUAAACUUGGGAUGCUAUUAUUUCAUCGGACUUCCACUUGGAUUUUUCAUGGGCUGGAUUUACAAGUUUGGUGUUAAGGGCAUUUGGGCCGGUAUGAUAUUCGGAGGAACCGCGAUUCAAACACUGAUAUUGAUUUUUAUUGUUAUGAGAUGUGACUGGGAAAAAGAGGCACAAAAAGCAAGUGUGCGCAUUAACAAAUGGUCUAUCUCGGACUCAGAAGCAAGAAACUAAAGUAAAUGGUAUACAGUUGUAAAAUAAAAUACACUUUGAGCAUGCAUUCCAUAAAGCUAUGCCGUUGUAGAGAGUAAAGCACAUGCGUUAUCAUUACAACCUCACAUGAUUAAUCGAUUGAUCUAACUGGCAACUGGUAGAUCGGGGUAGUAUACAUAUGGUUUGGUUUUGUCAAUCGCAAAUGGAGCAAUGACUGACUUGUGUUCCUUUCCGAAUAUGAAACUAAGCCAUUUUCACUUCGCAAUUUUUCUUAGUUAGAAAACUAUUUGCAUAUGGUAUCACUCCUGUUUCGAUCAGGUUUGAUGAUCCAAAGUUUUGAGAGCAUAACCAUAAG
Brassica oleracea var. oleracea is the source of this 1906-nucleotide messenger RNA. RefSeq names its product protein TRANSPARENT TESTA 12-like. NCBI's taxonomy places the organism in Eukaryota, Viridiplantae, Streptophyta, Magnoliopsida, Brassicales, Brassicaceae. The transcript has 10 exons. Gene Ontology annotation, cellular component: membrane. Bases 109 to 1572 code for a protein of 487 amino acids. The record is from RefSeq and is a predicted model, not a curated record. Gene Ontology annotation, biological process: xenobiotic detoxification by transmembrane export across the plasma membrane. Gene Ontology annotation, molecular function: xenobiotic transmembrane transporter activity; antiporter activity.